GCCUGCCUGGGAAUUCUCUCUCAAAUUCAAAGGGCCACGGGCUGGGCGCGUGACCUGCAGCGUGAGUAGGGGGUCAGCGGCUGGUAGUGGCAGUCGGUCACUCGGGGUCAGCGGCCGGUAGUGGCUGCCGGUCAGCGGCCGGUAGUGGCUGUCGGUCACUCAGGGGUCAGCAGCCGGUAGUGGCUGUCGGUCACUCAGGGGUCAGCGGUCAUGACGCUGGCCGGAGCUGCCCUUUGGCCCAUGUUCCGAGGAGCUGUUAUGGGGCCGGUUGCCUGUUUGUCUUGCUCGUCCGUCCUGUCGCUGCAGUUGUUAUCCGGGCCCAGGAUUCACUCUCGUUUCAGAUCCACAAGCAGGGUUAUGUCAUCAGUAAGGAAAACAAACCAUCUGGAGAGAACAGUCAACAAUUUCCGCCAGGAGAUGAUUGCUCAAGCAAAAGUCUGUGGAAUAGUUCACGAAUCUGAAACAGUUAAAAGACUACGCCUUGUUGUGAUGAACAAAGAUUUUGCCUUCAAAGCAGGACAGUGGGUAGAUUUCUUUAUCCCUGGCACAUCUCAAGUUGGUGGCUUUUCCAUCUGUUCGAGCCCGGGAUUAUUGGAGAGGGAGAGCGUAUUGGAAUUGGCAGUAAAAUACAGCAAACAUCCGCCUGCCAACUGGGUUCAUACUCAGUGUGAUGUUGGUUCAGAAGUAACUCUUCGUGUAGGAGGUGAUUUCUUCUUUGAUCCUCAACCUUCUGACUCUCCAGUGAACCUGUUAUUAGUUGCAGGUGGAGUAGGCAUUAAUCCCUUGUAUUCCAUACUCUUGCACGUAGUGGAUCUCCACAGAUUGCAAGGAAGCAAAUAUUGUAAAUACAAACCUGGAUCAGUACAUCUCUACUAUAGUGCCAAAAACACAGAUGAGCUCCUUUUCAAGAGAAACAUCAUAAAUCUAGCAAAGGAGUUUUCUGGAAAAAUUAGCUGUCAUUUUCAUGUGACACAGCAGAGCUUUGAAAUACCUGCAGAUAUCCACCCUUACGUGACUGCUGGAAGAAUAUCUGAAAGGACUCUGGCGCACGUAUCAAAGGAUAACCUCUGUUACAUUUGUGGCCCACCUCCAAUGAUAGAGGCUGUUUCUCAACAGCUAGAAAAACUAGGUGUUCCUAAAGAGAGGAUCAUUUUUGAAAAGUGGUGGUAGUGUGAGUCUAAAAAGGCAAUUUCCCCCAACAUUAUCCUUGUAUUCUGGUAAUCAAAGUAUUAUAAUUUUACUUCAGCGUUGGAUAUUGUUCUCUGGUGGUGGUUGUUUGAUUUCAGAACUGCUAAAAGUGCUGGCCAAUACUGAAGUUGGAGUUUUUGAGAGCGAAUGUCUCCAUAUAGGAUAUUAAGUCAUGAAUAUUGCCUUUAAAUUGCUUCCAUUAUAUAUCUAAAAUGUUAAUAUUCAAUAGUAAAAGUUAUUACCUAAUUUCCAUUUUUCUACCAUAAUUUGUAUUCUUUGUACUGUAUCAUUUUAUUUUUAUAUUGUUUUGGUAGAGCAUUGAAUCUUAAGCUGCCGUCACAUUAAUAUCAAUGCAAUAUAAUUUAUAUUAUCUCGAAUGCAGUGGAACAAUCCAGGAAUCAAUCCCUGAUCUAACUCUCCCAGAAACGCCGAAGCCAAGAAACGCAAGACCAUUUCCAAUCAAUGACCUGAUGGCAUUUAGCUUACUCGUCAGGCAUAACUCCAGCUUAGUUCAAAACCACAGAGUGACCAGGAGGUCUUGGUAUGGAACCCUUCGUGUAUUGAAGGAUGAGAAGUGCAACUGCUUUGUGUUAUUUUUAGCAUUUAGAAUCAGCCUUUCGAAAGCCUAACUUGGAACCUGUGGAACUCGAGAAUGCCGCCUGCACAUUGAGCUGUAUCAAAACUGGUUUCAGACAGCUGGCUGCAACAUAAUGGCUAUCACAAAACUUGGCUAUUUUGAAACAAGGAAAGUUUGUGAGAGAAAUUCAUCCUGGCAAAUUAUUGCCAUACUUGCUAAAAACAAACUGAACUAUAUUAGUGUCUGUGUUCAUGUGUCUACUUGAGAGAAGAAUGAAUCUGGACUACAAGUUCAUAAGAGGGUCUUAAACUCACAUUGACUUUAAAAGUGGUCAACAGUAUAUACCUAACAGAUUUUGAAAACAAGUUUUUACAGACAAUUUCAACUUUGAAAAUCAGAAAUGAAUCAACAAUUGUUUAACAUUUUUAGCUUUUUGAUUUAAGCACAGAAAUGUAAUUAAGUACUUCCACCUAUUUAUUUGGAACAUAAUUUAUUUUUAUUCAAAACUCCCAAGUAUUUUUUAAACAAGCUUCGAUUUAUUCAAUGCAAUAUAACCCUCUAUAUUGGACCUCUGUUUACAAACUGAAUAUCAUCAGAGGCCAAGUGAAACCUGCCAUAGUUUACAUAAAUCUGUUAGUUAUGUCUUAAGUGGACUAGAAAGCAAUGUUUAUCAUGAAGUAAUAUUUCCUUUCCCCUUCCCUCCCCCUCUCCCUCCUAGCUCAGAGAUUGUUGUCCCAGAGCUGCCUGUCAUUUGAUUGGCUCUGCUUAUUUAUGUUUGCCCACAAGAGUCGAAUAUUUUGAUGAAUUUGACUUAAUUUUGAAAUAGAUUUCUAGUAUCAUCUUUUGACAGAUCAUGCAAGUUUCUGCCUGAACUGCCAGUUUGAUAAAAAGCAAAAUACUGUGGAUGCUGGAAAUCUGAAGCAAAAACAGCAUCUGUGGAGAGAGAAACAAUUAAUGUUUCGAGUCCAUAUGACUCUCCUUCUGAGCCUUCUCUGCAGAAGAGUCGCGGUCUCGAAAUGUUAACUUUGUUUUCUCUCCACAGAUGCUGUUAGACCUGCUGAGGUUUUCCAGCAUUUUCUGUUUCUGCCACUUUGAUGACUUGGUCUAAUGAAUCUGUACCAUUUUAACACUUCCAUUCUCUCUCACUCAGUUCAUUAUUUAUAUGAAGCAUGAUGCAUUGCUCACCUUUUGGUUUCAUUUUAUUGCCUAUGAAUUUGUAUAUUUUAUUUCCAACUAGAUCAGUGCUGAAUCUUGUAGCUGCUUUGCUGAAUCUUGUAGCUGCUUUCUCUACAAUCCUAUCAGUUCCCAGUUCCUAAAUCUACACUUAACUAAUCAAAUGCGGAACCACUUUUAGAUCAACCUGUAAAUAUAUUUUAAAUUAAUUAGUACUGUUUAUGACCAUAUUACCACUGCCUGUUCUUGGUACCAAUGCUGCCUUUUGGCUUGAAACUUGAUUAAUUUUAUCAUUGAUGCCAGGCAAAAACCAAGAUGAAUGAAUAAAUGAUCUGUUCAGAAAAUUAUAAGUCAUUUGAAGUGUAACCAGAUAACUUUCACAUGCCUAUCUACUGUACAUCUUUUUUCUAUCAAGUUCCACACAAUUAGUAGCAAUGUUGAUUUUUAUAUGGUUUCAUUCUGUUAGUUGGGAUUCUGAAUUAUUAUCACCGGUUGUUUAAUAUCAUGAAGCUCCUGAGCCUCACCAGACGAUGCUUAACACAGUUGACCACCACGGGGCAAACCAUUGCCUUACAAGAUGGAAGGCUGCCAUUAUUUAAUAUAAAAGUAUUAGCUAAUUGUCAGAAAUCAGUUUCGUAAUGCAUUUUAAACUGCAUUAUCAUAGUUCACUGGCUAUAUCGAAUGUGACUCAUGCAUUUGAAAAUUCCUGUAAUUAUGGUAACUGGUAGACUGGUAGGAAUAUCUUGCAAUCAAACUUUGAAAGAACAAUAUGAUAUGUUGGCUAUAACUUACUGGCCAAGAAGCAAUAUUAGAUUUGGUAAUUUAUUCAUUAGGUGGGGUAAUAAGUGCGUUUCAUGUGAUCUUCCUUUGAAUUUCGUUUAUAGAAUUUAAAAAUGCUGAAAUUUUCUUUGAUCUUUACAGAACUAUUAAGAGUAGUAUAUCUUGUGCAAAGCAAAUGCCUCAUGUAUGUUGCAAUAAAUUAUUUAGACUUUUUUUCUUAAAAUCUCAUUUGUUGCAUUCUGCAUAUGGAUAUAAAGCUAAUGUAAGAGGGAAAA
This is a messenger RNA of Carcharodon carcharias (great white shark), 3993 nucleotides long. RefSeq names its product oxidoreductase NAD-binding domain containing 1 (gene oxnad1). The record is from RefSeq and is a predicted model, not a curated record. Gene Ontology annotation, molecular function: oxidoreductase activity. Gene Ontology annotation, cellular component: mitochondrion. The transcript has 7 exons. Lineage: Eukaryota; Metazoa; Chordata; Chondrichthyes; Lamniformes; Lamnidae. Bases 211 to 1170 code for a protein of 319 amino acids.